Anneissia japonica is the source of this 8839-nucleotide messenger RNA. Its product is annotated as intersectin-1-like. Lineage: Eukaryota; Metazoa; Echinodermata; Crinoidea; Comatulida; Comatulidae. Gene Ontology annotation, molecular function: calcium ion binding; protein binding; molecular adaptor activity. The coding region runs from base 248 to 4255 and encodes 1335 amino acids. The record is from RefSeq and is a predicted model, not a curated record. Gene Ontology annotation, cellular component: intracellular vesicle; cytoplasm; plasma membrane. The transcript is spliced from 31 exons. Gene Ontology annotation, biological process: endosomal transport; clathrin-dependent synaptic vesicle endocytosis.
CUGACACCUAUCUAUUUCUAUCGAAGAGGCACAACAAGUGUGAGAGGGAACUGUGGGCAUGGCGAAGUUCAACCCGAAAGGGCGUCUACUUUGGUCCUGAUUUCGGCUAUCGUGUAGAAUUUGCAUCACCUAAAUCAAAUGAAGUAGGGUGACAGAGUAUUAAUCUUGAUUGAGGAGCCACCAGCACAACUGUGCUUUUCUGUUUUUUAUUGGAAUUUAUAAACAGCUGUUGAAUACUAUAAACACAAUGCAAGCUGCUGGAACUGAUUGGCGGAUCUUACCGGAAGACCGUGCAAAACAUGACGCUAAAUUUUUUGAACUGAAACCACUAAAUGGCUACAUCACAGGUGACCAAGCGAGGGAGUUCUUUCUGCAGUCUAGGUUACCGCAAUCCGUAUUAGGUCAUAUAUGGACAUUAGCUGAUUUUAACCAAGAUGGCAAGAUGGACAAACUUGAGUUUUCAAUUGCUAUGUUCCUCAUUAAGAAGAAAUUACAAGGUAUUGAGCUUCCCAAUACUCUUCCACCUUCAUUGAAGCUUCAGCCGCCGAUGUCAAUGGGGUCGUUCAAUAUGAGUCCAAUGCACGGAAUGGGUGGAAUGCAGCCAAUGGCGGGUAUGCAACCAAUGAACAUGUCUAGUUCAUUUGGAGCACUGCCCUCUAGUGGUAUGCAUAUGUCCGGCUCAAUGAUGCAACCAGUACCUACCGCUACCAAGAGCGUACCCAUAAUGGGCUCACCGAUGGGGAUGCAAGCUGGAGGGGUUCCACCAGUCGUAGGCUCUCCAGAUUCUAGGUCUAGAAGUGGGUCUCUUAGUGCUGAAUGGGCAAUCCCCCAUCCAAUGAAACUUAAGUACAAGCAGAUGUUUAAUCAGAACGACAGACAGAGGAAGGGGUAUCUGACUGGUGUUGAAGCAAGGGCAAUUCUACAGAAAUCACUACUCUCUAACGUAGCGUUAGCAGAAAUAUGGCGGCUGUCAGACAUUGAUAACGAUGGCAAGCUUACAUCUGAGGAGUUUUGUCUUGCAAUGCACUUAGUUGAUGUCGCCAAGUCAGGGGCGCCCCUUCCCAAAACUUUACCGCCAGAACUCAUUCCACCAUCCUACAGACGAGGCUUACCACCUAUAGGCAAUGCAGUUGGUGCUCCACCUCCACUUUCGCCAACUAUUGUUAAACAGGGCAGCAUAGAAGCUGACAACAUGCUCAUGGAUGAUAAACCAAAAAUUAUUAGUCUAGAAGAGAAGAAAAAAAUGAACUUUGACCGAGGUCAACAGGAGCUGGAACGGAGACGAGCAAUGUUGCAAGAAGAACAAAAGAAAGAAAGGGACAGGCAGGAGUACUUAGAAAAACAGGAAUUAGAAAGAAAAGAGAGAAUACGGAUGGAACAGGAAAGAAGACGACAAAUGGAAUUAGAAAAACAACUUGCAAGGCAGAGAGAAAUAGAAGCGGAACAAGAAGAACAAAGGCGUAAAAUAAUGGAGCAGAGAGAGGCUGCAAGGAGAGAGAUGGAAAGGCAGAGACAUCUAGAAUUAAUUAAAAAUAAGAAACAGGAGCUAGAGUCCAUUAGGAUCCGAGAACAAGAAGAAGUUCGACAUUUAAAGGGGAAGAUAAAAACGUUACAAUGUGAAUUAGGAACCUUGGAGGAUAAAAAGAAUGAAUUGACUAGGUUGUCUGAGGAGAGUAAGAAUGGCGUAACCGGUCACCAUACCUCCAUCAUACUAAUGUCACAGAGCAGAGAUGUCAAAGUCAGUGAUAUUGAUCGACUACAACAAGAAAUUCAAGAUAUUAGAAAACGGAAGAUGCUUGCUGAUCAGGAGAAAGAGCAGUUGCAAAGCUCAUCAAAACUCAUAAAUAAAGAUAGUGGAAUAUCGGAUACUUACAAAACUGUUAUGCAUAGCUUAAAAAACAAAAAAUCAACAAUGGAGAAAUUAAAAGAGACCCUCUCUCAAGUGGAAACGGACACAGCGACAUCCUUACGUACUAUAGAUGUUUCCAACAGAUCACUAAUAGACCUCCAGGCAACUUUAAGCAAAGAACAGUCAGAGUUAGAGAAUUUGCGAAGAAAAUACAAUAUUAGAUUAGACGCUGCAAAGCAAAUUGAAAGUACACGUAAACGGGAUGGCGAAAUGGCAAUGCAGGCAGAGAGAAAGAGGAUAGAAGAUGAAGAUAGAAGGAAGAAAGCCGAGCAAGAAAUGAAGGCAAAGGAAGAACAGGAGCGGCGGAGAAAGGAAUUGGAGAAACAGCAACAGAAUUCUAAACUUGAGGCAAUAAGGAAAGCGCAAGAGGUGGAAAAACAGAAGAAGGAAAAUGAGAACAAGAAGCAACAGGAGACAGAACAGAGCAAAAUUGCAGCUAAGCCUGAACCCUUUGCUGAUUUUGGUGCUUUUGGGAAUGACCCCUUUGCAGAUACUGGAGAUCCUCCAAGUAAACCUCCAAAUGCCAAUGACCCAUUUGCAUCAGUCUUUGGAGGCCAGUCAAUGUUUAAUACAGACUCCAAGAAAGAUCCAUUCUCUGCUUUUGGUGUAUCAGGGAAGUCGACAAGUAUCACAGAAAAUAAAUCAGAUGUAUUCUCAAACUUCUCUGAUUUCAGUUCUGCAAAGUUUGAUUUCAAAAGCAGUACAGAGGUAAAACCCAGCAAACCAACCCCAGCAGCUAGGAAAUCUCCUGUUAAGGCAGCUAAGUCAAUAUCACCAAAGAUUCCCUCCUCCUCAGACGAAAAGCCAGGCGAAUUGUUUUCUAAGUAUAAAGCUCUGUUUGCGUUUGGUGGUGAAGAUCCCGGCGAUUUGGUAAUGAAACCGGGAGAUAUCAUUCUGGUUGAAAAAGAUCAAACAGCAGAACCUGGUUGGCUCGGUGGACAGAUCAAUGGCAUGUCAGGAUGGUUCCCAGAGAACUAUGCAGAGAAACUGCCAUCUGGUCCUGCAAGUCCGGAACCUACUGCUCCAAGCUUCACUCCAGAGACCACUGCAGCUCCCAUCACAACAUCCAUCUCAGAAGCAUUUCCCACUUCAAACAGCAUUUCAAAUACUUUUGAAGCUGAUUUUGGUACUGAUAACUUUAAAACUGAUAGUAAUUUUGGAACUGAUAAUACUUUUGGAACAGAUAACAACUUUGGAACUGGUAGUUCUGAUGGUGGUUGGGCUAACUUUGGUAGCCAACCACAGACAACACAAGAAAGUAUUUAUGACACUCUUGGAGCUCCAAAACCCUUAGAGGUAUCAAAACUAGAAUCAUCACCAGUCAGUUCUUCACCUUUCAAGCAAGUUGUUCCAUCAGAAACAACAGCACCAGAGUUGUCAACUGUUAACUCCAAUGCUGUGUAUGCACAAGCAGUUUUUGUAUGGAAGGCCAAAACAGACAACCACUUGUCAUUUGAGAAAGGUGACAUCAUAACGGUAACCGAGCAACAAGAGAUGUGGUGGUACGGGAAAGUUAACGGACAAGAAGGCUGGUUUCCAAAAUCCAACGUCAAGCUCAUUGCAGCACCAAAUAAAGUAAAAACUAAUGCACCAGAAAUAAAUGUUGAUAAGGUUGAGAGAACAAUCACUCCAGCUAAUGCAGAAGUCGAAUAUGUCACACUAUACACAUUCUCUUCGGAGGAACCAGGAGAUCUUAACUUUGAAGCAAAUGAAACCAUUUAUGUUACCAGUACUGAGGGCGAGUGGUGGACAGGUAGAAUAGGCGAUCAGACAGGUAUUUUCCCGUCGAACUACGUCCAGAAGGCCGAGGGCGGUAAGCAAAAACUGGCACCAUCCUUGCCUGAUUUCACUGCAAAAGGAGGAACAUUACCAAAGAAAGAGAUUGCAAAAGUCAUUGCACCUUACCAGGGUACUGGACCUGAACAGCUUACACUCGGUGUUGGGCAAAUGAUUCAAAUACGCAAGAAAAAUCCAAGCGGUUGGUGGGAAGGUGAACAACAGAUACGAGGACAGAAGAAACAGAUAGGCUGGUUCCCAGCAAAUUAUGUGACCUUGUUGACCUCAGGUGGAAGUGGCAAGACAACUCCACUACAAGGUGCAACUUCACCUUUGACACUUGAUGUGAGAGCCACCACUCCUGCUGCAAAUAUGAUCUGCCAAGUCAUUGCAAUGUACCCGUACACAAGUCAGAAGGAUGACGAACUCACCUUCCAGAAGAACGUAGUGAUUAACGUGAUGAAGCAGGACGACCCCGAUUGGUGGGAGGGAGAGUUAAACGGCACUACAGGGUACUUCCCAUCCAAUUACGUACAAGUACUGAACGACUCAACACCUAAUAACGACUGACAUCAUUAAGUUCACCAAACGACUCACUACCAAAUUUGAGUUAGGAAAUACAUUUCUUGGAUGUGUUUUAAUCCUGCUAGCCGUGAUGCAAGAUGGCCUAUAUACCCAACAGGAAGAACCAUGGGAAGUAACCAAACAAAAAUAAAACACUGGUGCUGGAAUAUUAACUAAUUAACUGAUAUCCAUUUACAAUGGAAACAUUUUUAAGAAUGUAUCCUAACUGUAAAAUUUGGUAGUGGGUCGGUUGUUUCAAUCAAAAGCAUCUCCAGAACAAAAUGAGCAUUGUUUAUUUAAAAUUUUUCUUGAGAAAUUUAGAAAAAACUGAGAGAACUGAUGAAAUCAACCUUUGAACCUGCUAUCAAAUUGUCAAGGAUACUUAGUAUUGAUAUUAAUUUAUGCAAGAAAAUAACGAGGUUGAUUUAUCUGUACUCCAAAUAAGGGUAAAAAAAAAGUGAUAAUUGUUUAGAUUUUUGCUGAAUCUUUGUUGGCUGAAAACUGAAAAUACUGAUGAUUGGAAGAAAAUAUAUUGAAAGCAAAAUAAGACAUCUUUUAUUUGAAUCUUGAAAUUACUGAGACCCAUUAAUAUAUACAUUUAGUUUUUAAUAAAUUUAGAUUUUGAUUUUAAUAUAUUAACAUGGAACAUUUCUGAAUAACAAUAAGUUGUUAAAUUACUUUUGAAUAAUUAAUUAUUAUUUAUGAUGGUUUUUGUUUUCAUUUAUUAGGCAUAAAACACUCAAAUUGCAACAAAAGUUAAUAAAGAUAUUAUACAUAAUUGCCUGAACUCGUGUUCAAAUUAAACUAAAACAAAUGUUUAUGAAAUAUGUGUAAAGUUUAAUAAUAAUUUUUUUUUUUUUGUUUAGCAACCCUGACAUACUUGGAAAAUAGAUAAAUAUUAAUUUUAUUUAAAUGUUUGAUUUUGUAUCAUUCACUUAUAGGCUAUGAUCUCAUACUAUCUUUCAGUAUAUAUGUAAAGUGAUGAAUGAAGGAAUCUCACAUGUAUAGCAGUAAUAAUAAUAAUAAUGUAAAAUAACAUAUAGUUCUGUAUAGUAAAUAUUGUAAACUUAUUGUUCCAUCUAGAUUUAAGUACUUUAUUCCACCGUUAGUGUUUUUGUGAUCAUUAGCAUACAUUAGUACCGCAAGCAAUGCCUGUCAUAAUGUGUAGAGGGUGCAAUAGAUUUUUAGUACCAUUAUACUAGAUUUGGCACACCACUAGCUUUCGAGCAUCAUGUUCUUUUAUCACUAUGCACGUGGAGUGGUUUCUUAUAGAUCAAACAGUUACUUGAUUGAUUGAUUGAUAUUGAGGCCAAUGAUUGGCAGGUUUUUUUUUGGUACUAUAUUUUAACAAACUUAAUAACAAAAAGACACUCACUCAAAAAUGAAACUAGAUCAAGUGGAUUCCUUAAAAAGGAGCAGCUCGAUACAGCUUGUACACAAAAUGCAAUUCAACAUUUAGAAUUAUUCACUAAAGAUUUAUAUAAUAUAAAUAUUUAUAUAAGUUGGAUACCUAUUGAAUUCCUAUUUGCUGUGUAUCAAACUAAACACGUUUUUACUGGUUAUACUUACAUAUGUUUUAUGUUAUGUUUAAUUAUAGAAGGUGCAGCAUUAUUGUAUCAAAUUCCUAAAUUUGGUUAUCAAAUUUAAAAUGAAAAUAUAGUAUUAAAUAUUCAGUAUUUGUUAGAAGUUAUCUGUGUUUCAUGAACAUUUAGAUUCCCAAAAAUUGGCUGAAAAAUUCAUAAAUAAAACCAACAGGAUGAAAAACAUUAAUAUUGAUGUUUGUGAGCUAUUGAAAAAACCAAAUACAUUAAUAUCUUAAUCUCGUUUAAUCCAGUUUAACCUAGUUAAAUCUAGUUUAAACUGGUAUUUUUGGGCAAACGUGGUACCAACAACUUGUUCGAUUUCCUUAAAGAAUGGUUAGAGUAUAGCUUUGCUACUUCAAAGCUUAGCAAUUUAUGCAAAAUUGUCAUAAAUCAUAAAAACCAUUCUUGUUGAUUUACAAUAGUCAUUUUGCAUAAAUUCUUGAAAUUGAACACAAAUAUGAAAACAUCGUGGCUAUAUAAAUGUUAACAAAUUACAGUUAUGCUGUUUUGGCUCUCACAAGUAGUAGGUCAUAUUGUAGGUCAUAUUAACUUGUGAGCUCAUACGAAAGUAUCUACACAAGCAUACGCUGAGUUAACACUUCUUACCUUGAUUACGCAUAAGUAGUACUAUACUAUUGAAAUUUUUUGGAGUAGUUCGUUUGAAGGACGCUUGAAUUAGCUUAAUAUAUAUUCCCGCUUCACGAGCACUGUAGGGCUUACAAUCUUUUACGUCAAACUUAAUACUUUUUGAGUUUAUGUUGUCUGGAGAUGUUAGAGCAAGACAAACAGAAUUUAUAACAACACUUAACGCUUCCUAUGUGUGUCCCAAUGCAAUGAUGUGAUCAAAAAUAUCAAAAUCAAUUGGUUGUGAUGGGAAUAUUUUGAAAGGUUUUUUGUGGGUUGUGGUUCUUUUGUUUUUUUGUUUUUUUAGCACAAACUGAAGUGUUUUGGGGUUUCAUUUUAGGUGGAAUUUAUGUGAUUAGUUACAGUUACACGAAAAGUUAUGAAAUGCAUCAUAUGAUAAUUCACUAAAUAACUAGGCAAGUAAAUUUUGUAACUUAUCUUUAGUAAAGUUAUUUUGUCUAUGUCUUAUAUUCUGUUAUGUGAACAUGCAAUCAAAAGCAAUUAGAACAGUGUACAAGAAAUAGUUUGAAAAUGUACCAUACUAUAUUUCAGUUCAAGGUUCGAUUUAUUCAUCAUAUAGAUAACUUACAUGAUCGUCAAAAUAAAAACAUCAAACAUCGUCAAAAAUAAAACAUCAAACAAAUAUUGAAUUUAAUUUUUAAAAUUAUCAAAUGUCCAAAGGACAGAAAAAAGACUGCGAGACUCUACAAAAUUUUAACAUUAAAUAUAUAAAUAGAAAAUUUUGCUCCUAUUGCAAAACACAAGACCUAUAAUAUAUUAGAUGAAAUAUGUUGUAAACUUAACGUAUUUUAUUAUUUUUUUUUUUUUCAUUUAUAAUGAAAUUAGCAGUUCAUAAUAAUUAUUAUUUCUAUGUGAUGAUAGUAUUAAGUAUCCAGUUCCGUGAUUGACACAUUUUUAGUAUUAAACUUAAAUAAUAUUUUACUACUUAUUAUUUUAUAUAUAUCAUUUUGUGAGUCAGGGUAUCAUAAGUAUUAUUUCGAUUUUGAUAUUACUAAAAGAUUUUUUUUGAAUUUAUCUUUCAUGCAAAACUAUAAACACCAUUUAAGGAAAUUGAAAUAUUCAUUUGCGCUUCUAUUGAUUGCAUUCUGUUUUAGCUCAAUGCAUAUUGUUCAACCUUAAAGCAUUCCCAUUCCAAUACUGAAAACUUGCGGUCGUUCUCAAUAUAGAUAUCUCUGUAGGUAUUCCAGCCACUCAUGUUUAUUCAUGCUUAUUAAGACUUGCUUCUGGUUAUAUAUGAUAAUAGCAAUGGAGAAAGAUUGCAACUUGCAUAUAAUGUCCAAAGCUACCUUCUGUAUUUGUUUGUGUCUUUUUUCUGUAACCCUUGACCUUACCUGGAAUGCACUGGUGCUUAAAAUUGUAUUCAAAUUGUGGUGAUAUUCAAGCAUUUUUGAUACGUAAUAUCUAUCAUAUUUUACAUCUUUAAUUUUUUUUUUAUUUUGACAUUUAAAAAAGAUUAUGCCUUUAAUAUACAAUGUGUGUAAACUGUAUGUUUCUGAUGAAGGCAUAGUCAGAAUAUUUACCAUACUAUUCCAAGUUUUAUCUAAAAUGUGUAAAAAUCAAAAUGAAUUUAAGUUUGUAUUAUAUAUCAUUUUAUUUAGCAAUUACAUUUAUUGUUCUAUGUUGAUGAUGUAAUUAGCUCUUAAUCACUUCAGAAUAGACAACUAUUAAAAAAAUAAUAAUUUGAUUCAGGUUAGCAAAUAGAAUAAAUAACUUACACAGUACACAUUCAUAACAUAGGCUAUUUCUAUUAUAAAUAAACAUAAUGAAUUCAAUAGCUUUAUCUAUUAGAAACUUAUAAAUAUGUAUUUAUAUAUAUAUCUUGUUAAAUUAUAUAUUUUACCAUAUAAAUGUAGUAAUUAGCUAUUAGAUAUAUGAUUUGACUUUCCAUCAAGAUGUUGGAUUUCUUACAUUUAGUAAUUGAGUAGUUAGUAUUAUGAUAUGGAUUUACUUCAUUUCAGUACCUAAGAUAUAAUUCCUUUAUGUUGCUGAUUGUUAUACAAAUUAACUGUUAUUAUCAAAGCAAAGUAAAUUGUCUUAAUUUCUUGUGAUACUCCUUAACCCUCUUGUGUUAAAACUUGUCAAAUACAUGAUUGCAGUAUUAGUGAAUAGGAAUUUCAUCAGUGUUCAUAUCAGUGUUAACCCUCUAAUUAUGAAACUUGUCACAAGAGGGCAGUAUAGUAUAUCAAGGCACCUCCAUGGGGUGGUGUCAGAUUCAUUUUUAUAUACCCUGGUUUUGAAACCUGAUACAAGAGAAUAUUACACUUUUCAAUUAGAUAUUCUCACCAAAAUGCCUGUGCUUGCGAUUUUAUUAACAUUUAACAACAGUAAUAUUUAAUGAAUUAAAGUUGAAUGGUAAAAUAAA